Messenger RNA from Varroa destructor (honeybee mite), 1760 nucleotides. RefSeq lists its product as uncharacterized. Lineage: Eukaryota; Metazoa; Arthropoda; Arachnida; Mesostigmata; Varroidae. The record is from RefSeq and is a predicted model, not a curated record.
UCUUUGAGAGUUUCACAUGUUAAUAAUUGUAAUGCUUCAUAUGGUGGACAUGGCAUAUACUGCAGUCCUAAUUGGAAUACCUAACCAUCAGUUCGUUUAAGAUAGGGUAACAUUUUUAGUUUCUCGUUUACAGAAGACAUGGCUCUGUUUUAAAUGUAGUCUUGGAGUAUUCCGAUAACGAAAAGGCGGUGUUUUAUAUGAAAACUUCAGAGGAUUACACUUCCAGGAGGCUGGCAAAGACUUAACCAACGAGUGACACAGUAGAGGCGUUCCCAAUGAGGAGGUCUUAAUCAAUGGCUAGCACGAUGUAUUGUUGCAGGAAUCCACCUGACAUUUUUAUUCGGACAAACUAUUCGCCCCUGGAGUUCUGCGUUCAGUUAUUUCUGGCCUUGCAUACAGUGUCCGGUCUAAAACCCGUCGGAUCCUUAGGUAACGCGGAAGUCGUGAUAGAAAACUUUACAGUGAAAAGCGAUUUCGUCCAGCUGUCGUAUGGACAUCUUCACUCAGAAGUCCUAAUUUACAGAGGCUUUGACCAAACUAAUAUUAGAAAUGUAUACGCGGUACGUUAUUGUGAUCAAAGCAAGCCCAUGAUCGAACCCCAAUUUUGUGGACAAUUGUACAUCCGAGAACGCGGCAGAAUUGCGCUUUUUCUGAUGCAGGUUUCUAAAAUCUGGUUACCCAGUCGCAGCUAUGAAGUAACGGUUAUUCCCCAUAUAUCAACCGGAUACAAAAGGUUCGUCAUCAAGCCAUACUCCUUUAACGUUCUAAAGACUACAGCAUGUGCCCGAUGGUGUUUCAUAAAAUCGGCAUGGAGAGAGAAUAUAAACUUCGGUAAGUAUACUAACAUAGGCAACGGAUAUGCCAUGCUAAUUGUCGGUCUGCCUCUCUCAACAACCGAGUUCCAAAAGGCCUGUGCUGAAUAUCCUGAACACCCGAUGAAGAUUCGGUUCGGAUUGUUGACAUCGUUUGGAGUUAACAGUCAAGUGAUUCUGAGAAACGCUCGCCUCAGACACUUUAUUUUGCUUAUACCAAUGAUUCGAAACGUAGCGCCUGCAGUUCAGCUUGGUGGAUAUAUUAAAUGUCCACGCCGUAAACCACUUCCAAUCUAUGGAAGGAUAACUCAUAUGGACCACGAGGAAAGGGAUAGUACUUUCGGCGAUACCUUUGUUCGUCAUUUCCUCGCACUUCUCGUCACUCUUCCCUCGUUUGAGUCAAAUUUUGAUCCUAUGAGAUGGAACGUACUGACUUUACGAGAUGUCAUUCUUAAAAAUGUAGUCCUCACCGGUCUGUCGAGCUUCGAGCGCGCAGAUAAUUUUACCCGUGCAGACUCAACUAACGAGCGGAUAUUCCUUAAGGCUCCUAUGAUUGCCCAGUUCUUAGAACUAGAUACCGAAUGGUAUUAUAGAAGGUUCACAGGACGUAUCAGAAUAAAAUAUCGUAGCUUUGGUGUCGCCUUCAAUAUCACAUAUGAUGGAUAUAAUACAUGGACAGACAACUAUUUAACUUACGGGUUUAUUGGGAUGCAUACUGUUGUGUCAAUGACCGGAGACUUUGAAGUACCGAGUAGAUAUAGCGGUGAUGCGGCUGCAUACAUAACACAGGAUUAUGGUCACGAGUUAACUGUAUAUUCUGAAGAACUUCGUAAUCGUAUUAAAGCCAUUUUGCUUGGUCAUGCCAAUACGAUCCUAAAACAAAUAAAUCUUCCUGUUUACUUAGAAACAUAUGAAUUUAAUAAAACUCUUGGCUAAUAAAUGUUUGAA